GCUUUGAAUGUUGAUGACAAAGAUCCAGAAACCAAGGAAGAAUUAUACGGCAGUCAUGACCAGAAAAUAAUGGAUGCUGAAAUACAAGCGCCAGAAUCAAGGGUAAAAACCCAAAAUGCUGAAACUCAAACAACUGAAUUUGAAUAUUUAUUUAAGCAAGUAGUCCUGUAACCUUUUACUGAGGAACAUUUUGCUAAUCAUGACGACAGAGUGAGGUUUACACUGGAUUGCUCGGUUUUAAUGUGCUCAAAGCAACGUUUUCUUUCAUCAGUCCGUUCGUCACUCGAAGGAGUAAAAGCUUGUCUUUCUGUCUAGAAUUUAUUAUGAUAUUAAUGAAAUUAAGAUCAAAUGUUCCUCUACAAGACCUUGCCUAUGGGUGUGGGGUUUCUCUUAGUACUGUUUCAAGACCCUUCUCCACCUGGUUAACUAUGACGGAUAUCAGGCGUUCCCCUGUCCUCAGAUGGCCUGAACAAGAUGAGCUCCGUCACACAAUGCCUCUUUGUUUGCAGUUCUCAUUUGGAAAAAACCACCAUUAUUAUUGACUGUUUUGAGAUCUUUAUAGAGCGACCUUCAAAUCUUCUUGCAAGAGUACAAACAUUUUCGAGGGUAUCAUUGGACUCCUGA
This is a messenger RNA of Porites lobata, 624 nucleotides long. NCBI's taxonomy places the organism in Eukaryota, Metazoa, Cnidaria, Anthozoa, Scleractinia, Poritidae. The record is from the annotation of a GenBank genome assembly.